Messenger RNA from Bactrocera neohumeralis, 1622 nucleotides. RefSeq names its product phosphatidylinositol 5-phosphate 4-kinase type-2 alpha (gene PIP4K). Bases 298 to 1509 code for a protein of 403 amino acids. Gene Ontology annotation, molecular function: phosphatidylinositol kinase activity. The record is from RefSeq and is a predicted model, not a curated record. NCBI's taxonomy places the organism in Eukaryota, Metazoa, Arthropoda, Insecta, Diptera, Tephritidae. Gene Ontology annotation, biological process: phosphatidylinositol metabolic process. The transcript is spliced from 11 exons.
AACUAAAUCUCGGCUAUUGUUCUUAUAGUAGUUAAAUUAAAAAGGACCAAAGAAGAAACUUUUAAGGUAUAAGUGUUAGUGUAAUCCUUCUUAUGAAAGCAAAUACUGAAAUUGAAGCCAACGAUGUGUAUAUUCAUAGGAAUAUGAUGCGUUCAUAAGUUGUUCACAUCUGAAAUGUGUAUAUAUCGUAUGGUACAUCCAUCCAAAUUCCCCAUACGCACAAUAAACCUCGAUUGCGGUUCGCACUGAACAAGAGAUAUUUUUUACGCAAUUGUCGAACCAGGAAGUUUUUGUAGUAUGGACAAGAAAAUGUCGUCGUCUUCGCAGCCACGUGUAUUAAAAAAAAAACAUUUUCGUGUAAAGCAUCAAAAAGUAAAACUUUUUCGUGCCAACGAACCGAUUCUGAGUGUUUUUAUGUGGGGCAUUAAUCACACGAUAAAUGAACUAAGUCAUGUUAAUAUUCCUGUGAUGCUUUUGCCAGAUGACUUUCGUGCAUUCUCAAAAAUCAAAGUUGAUAAUCAUCUUUUUAAUAAGGAAAAUAUGCCGUCACAUUUCAAAGUCAAAGAAUAUUGUCCUUUAGUAUUUCGGAACUUGCGUGAGCGAUUCAGUGUUGAUGAUGUUGAUUAUCGCGAGUCAUUAACUCGCUCACAGCCAUUACGUAUUGACUCAUCAGGUAAAUCCGGAGCGCAGUUUUACCAAAGUUAUGACAAAUUUUUUAUAAUAAAGAGCUUGACAUCGGAGGAAAUCGAACGUAUGCAUGCAUUUUUAAAGCAAUAUCACCCAUACAUCGUUGAGAAACAUGGCAAAACUCUUUUACCACAAUAUUUGGGUAUGUAUAGAAUAACGGUUGAAAGCGGUCAACAUUAUUUUGUCGUUAUGAGGAAUAUAUUUAGUUCCCAUUUAACCAUACACAAGAAAUUUGACUUAAAAGGCAGUACCGUUGAUCGUGAGGCAUCUGAAAAGGAGUUAGAAAAGUAUUUACCUACAUACAAAGAUAAUGACUUUAUAAAGCAAAAAGUCAAGAUUGAAAUCGGAGAAGCAAAAACAAAAUUGUUGGACACUUUAUCAAGUGAUGUUGAUCUCCUUACAAAGUUGCACAUAAUGGACUACUCGCUCUUAGUCGGCAUACAUGACUGUGUUCGUGCUGAAGAGGAAGCAUUGCAAGGGGAAAACUCUCAAGGGACUGCACGAAGCGAAAACAGCGAAAGCGAGGAAUGUGAUAGUGGAGAAAGAUGGACUUACAAUACACCACCUGACUCACCGCGCGGCGCACAAUAUAAGGAAGUUGUCUAUGAAGUGGAUAUCUACGCUAUUCCAAGCGUUGAAGAAAGAAGAGAAAUUUAUUUUAUUGCCAUUAUAGAUGUGCUAACACAAUAUGGUGUAAAAAAACAGGCCGCCAAAGCAGCUAAAACUGUGAAGUAUGGAAGUAAUGUAGAUGGAAUUUCUACCUGUGAUCCCGAACAAUAUGCCAAACGAUUUCUUGACUUCAUGGACAAAGCGAUCGAGUAAUUAAUUGCUUCCUUGUACGCGUAUGUAUGCUGGUGCCCAUUUUUGAAAAUUAACUGUGAACUGAAAAAAUAUAACCCUGAACAUAUGCAUACGUCGUGCGAAUUUAGACUAUA